Prosopis cineraria is the source of this 1545-nucleotide messenger RNA. RefSeq names its product stemmadenine O-acetyltransferase-like. The coding region runs from base 1 to 1545 and encodes 514 amino acids. Lineage: Eukaryota; Viridiplantae; Streptophyta; Magnoliopsida; Fabales; Fabaceae. The record is from RefSeq and is a predicted model, not a curated record. The transcript is spliced from 2 exons.
AUGGAAGUGAUAUCUAGAGAAAUCAUCAAGCCCUCUUCUAAUACCUCUUCUCAUCUCCAAAUUUAUCCACUUUCCUUUAUAGAUCAUCUCUGUCCUCCCAACUAUAUUCCAUUGGUUUUCUUUUACCAAAACCAGAGCUUUGAGCCUGAAGAUGGUGGUGGCACCUCCAUUUUCAAAGCUUCUGAAGAAAGAACCAAAUUGCUGAAGAAAUCGCUGUCUGAAGUUCUAUCCAUGUACUACCCAUUUGCUGGUAGAGUCAAAGAUCAAGUUUCCAUAGAUUGUAAUGAUGAUGGAGUCACAUUUAUAGUCACCCACAUGAAACACAAGCUCUCAGAGAUCCUGAAAGACCCAAGUGAAGAAUUUCUCGACCCUCUAUUCCCAAAUGAAAUGCACUGGAAAAAACCCGGUCCACAGGGAAGCCUAGUAGCGGUUCAAGUGAAUCAUUUUGAGUGUGGAGGAACAGCCAUAAGCGUGUGUUUGUCUCACAAGGUUGCAGAAGCCUCUUCUUUAUGCCACUUUGUCAAAGACUGGGCAUCCAUAACCACAAAAUCUCAGGUAACCUUCCCUGUUUUCAAUGGAGCAUCGUUAUUUCCUAUUGGUGACUUACCAAUGUUCCCGGAGACUGAUACGAAAAUUAAAAGUAAUAUGGUAUCCAAAAGGUUUGUAUUUGAUGCCUCAAAGAUCAAGUCCCUUAUGACCAUGGCAUCUCAAGGAGUGGAAAUAAAACCAACAAGAGAACAAGCGGUGGCUUCACUCAUUUACAAAUGUGUAGUUUCAACUUUGAGAUCAAGUUCAAGGGUUCCAAAGCAGUUAACCACAUAUCUCAACGUUGCUGUGGACUUGCGUGCUGGAAUGAUUCCUCAACAGCCAGAGAAAUCAAUAGGAAACUUGGUUUGGGGUUUUGCAGUACCAAGUCCAAACUCUCCAGAAGAAGAAGAAUUACAAGAACUAGUAAGGAAGAUUCAAAAGGGGUUAUCUGAAUUUUGGGAUCCAUUCGCCAAAGGGCUUGGGAAAGAGCGCAUGAUGAAGAUCUUAGAGCUGUUGAAAGCUACAGGACCAUCUGAGAAUGUAUUUCUGUUUAAUAUAACAAGUUGGUGUGGAAGUGGAAUGUAUGAAGCCGAUUUUGGAUGGGGAAAACCAACAUGGGUGACUACUUGUGGAAGUCCUCCAAAGAAAGAUGUGGCACUAUUGAUGGAUGCGAGAGGUGGGGAAGGAAUUGAAGUACUUGUAACAAUGGAUGAGCAAGACAUGGACUUACGACAAUGGUACAAUGGUGACAAUGAUGAUUUGAACGAGAGGUCAGAAGAGAAGGAGAUUGAAGAGGAAAUUGAAGAAGAGAGGUUAGAAGAGAGCAAGAUUGAAGAGGAAAUUCAAGAAGAGAGUUUAGAAGAAGAGAGUGACACUGAAGUGGAAACUAAAAAAGAGAGGUCAAAAGAUGAUGAUUCUAGUGAUGAUGAUGUUGAACUUGUUGAGGAAGUGAGAAUGCCUGAAGAGUGGAAUGGGUUUGAAAGUAAGCCUUUAUGUUUUAGUGAUAUAUUCAAGUGA